Petromyzon marinus (sea lamprey) is the source of this 2579-nucleotide messenger RNA. Its product is annotated as aldehyde dehydrogenase, mitochondrial-like. Lineage: Eukaryota; Metazoa; Chordata; Hyperoartia; Petromyzontiformes; Petromyzontidae. The record is from RefSeq and is a predicted model, not a curated record. Gene Ontology annotation, molecular function: oxidoreductase activity, acting on the aldehyde or oxo group of donors, NAD or NADP as acceptor.
AAACAAAUCGCAUAUACUUAAGCGCGCUGUGAAAUCUAAUGCUCUCCGUCAUUUGCAUAUCAUAAAGCGAAUUAAACGCCGUCUUCAGGCUCGGCAUUGUUAUUGCCCCCGCUCCUAUCCGUUGUACGGAAUGCAACUGUUUAUACUUAAGCGCGCUAUGAAAUCUAACGUUCGCCCUCAUUUUCAUAUCGUAGAGCGGAUAAGCGCCGGCUUCGGCAUUGCCCCUCCUAUCCGUUGUACGGAAUCAAACUGCCCAUACUUAAGCGCGCUGCGAAAUAUGACACGCGCCCUCAUUUGUAUUUCAUAAAGCGGAUAAACGCCUUCUUAGAGCUUGCAUUGCCACCGCGCCUAUCCAUUGUACGGAAUCAAACUGCCUAUACUUAAGCGCGCUGUGGAAUCUAAUGCUCGCCUUCAUUUGAAUUUCAUAGAGCGGAUAAGCGCCGUCUUGGGGCCCGGCAUUGCAUUGCCCCCACUCCUCUCCAUUGUACGGAAUCAAACCACCUAAACUUAAGCGCGCUGCGAAAUAUGACACCCGCCCUCGUUUGCAUUUCAUAGAGCGGAUAAACGCCGUCUUAGAGCUUGCAUUGCCACCGCUCCUAUCCAUUGUACGGAAUCAAACCGCCUAUGCUUAAGCGCGCUGUGAAAUCAGACGCUCGCCCUCACGUUGCAAUUCAUAGAGCGGAUAAGCGCCUGCGCGUCGCCGUUUAAAAAAAGUUAAACAUUAUCUACUUUAAAAAAAAACAAUGAACGAUAAAGAUCUUUUGGGGGAGAGAUAACAAAGUUCACUUCGCGGCGUGUCCUCUGGUCCAAAUUAGCCAGUUCAAGGCUCGCUCGCUCACUCGCUCGCUGUUUGCAUCGCGCGGUGCGCAGAAAAAAAUACCAACUCUGAGAAAAUGUUGAGAAACCUUCAGAAAAAUCUCGUGACCGGUCUGAAAUGGAAAAAACUGUCCAUCCAAGGACCCAGCCUGCUGCAGGCGCGGAGCCUCGGCACGCACGAUCCGGAACCGAUUCGUAAUCCGAAGGUUCUGUACGACAAGCUGUUCAUCAACAACGAGUGGGUUGACUCCGUGAGUGGCAAAACCUUCCCCACGGUGAACCCGGCCACGGGGGAGAUCCUGGCUCAUGUCAGCCUGGCAGAGGCGGCCGACGUGGACAAAGCCGUCAGUGCUGCUCAGGAUGCAUUCCGCCUGGGCUCCUCGUGGCGUUCUAUGGAUCCGUCACAGCGUGGCCUCAUCCUGCACCGUCUGGGAGACCUCAUGGAGAGCCACAAGGCUCUGCUGGCCUCCCUGGACACGCUGGACAGCGGCAAGACAUACUCCUCCGCUCUGGGUGACGUGGACUACGCUAUCCGCACAUACCGCUACUUUGCCGGCUGGGCUGACAAGCACCAUGGGCAGACGAUCCCCAUGGAUGGCGACUUGGUCACCUUCACCUGGCACGAGCCAGUGGGAGUCUGUGCUCAAAUCAUUCCCUGGAACUUCCCCAUCGUCAUGCAGGCGUGGAAGCUAGCCCCAGCGCUGGCUCUGGGCAACGUGUGCGUGCUAAAGCCCGCCGAGGAGACUCCGCUGUCGGCUCUGUGGGUGGCCUCUCUGCUGGUGCAGGCCGGCCUGCCGCCAGGGGCUCUUAGCGUGCUGCCCGGCAUGGGCGAGGGGGCAGGAGCAGCGCUCGCACGCCACCCGGGGGUGGACAAGGUGGCGUUCACCGGCUCCACGGAGGUGGGGCGCCUGAUCCAGGCGGCGGCGGCCGGGGCAGCAGACGGCCCCAUCAAGAGGCUCACCCUGGAGCUGGGCGGGAAGAGCCCAGUUGUGGUGAUGGACGACGCCGACCUAGACACCGCCGUCGCUGAGUGCCACGAGGCGGUCUUCUUUAACCAGGGGCAGGUGUGCAGUGCCGGUUCCCGCACCUACGUCCACGAGAAGGUCUAUGAUGAGUUUGUGGAGCGGUCCGUCGCCAUGGCGAACGCUCGCAGAUUGGGGGAUCCCUUCCACCCGGACACACAGCAGGGUCCACAGGUGAACGAGGCCCAGUUCUCCCGCGUCUCGUCCUUCGUGCGCUCGGCCCUAGCGGAGGGCGCCGCGCUGGCCUGCGGCGGCCGGAGGGCCACCCGGCGGGGGCCGCUCUACGCCCGCCCCACCGUCCUGACGGGCCUCCCCGACGGGGCCCGGGCCUGCCGCGACGAGGCCUUCGGCCCCGUGCAGAGCCUCUUCCGCUUCGGGCGCCUGGACGAGGCGCUGGCACGGGCCGACGCGUCCCCCCACGGCCUCGCCGCCGGCGUCUUCACCGCGGGCCUGGGCGCGGCGCUGAGGGCAGCCGGCGCUCUGCGCGCCGGCACCGUCUGGGUGAACUGCUACAACGCCGACGCGCCGCAGACGCCGUUCGGCGGUUUCCGCGCCUCGGGCGUCGGCAGGGAGCUCGGCGAGCUGGGGCUGGCGGCCUACGCCGAGGCGAAGACCGUCACCGUGAGGUUGCCGGUGGCGGCGGCGCUGCCGGUGGUGGUGCCGCCGGUGGUGCCGGUGCCGGUGGUGCCGGUGCCGGCGGCGGCGAAGGGCGGCUCGUUCGAGUGAGGGGGCGCGGUGGAG